AUGAGUGAAAGAGAGCGCCUUCAUCAGAAUCCCAUUGACCAAUCUACUGGCAACGUUCAGUCCGGAGAGCUCUCUCCUGAAGAAGUGAAGAAACGACGUCAACAAUUAUUCACUCGAAUUUUAUAUAUUGUUCUGGGACUGAUGAUUACUGGAAUUAUCACCGUGGUGAUUGCUGUUUUAAUACUCACCUAUGAGGAAAAGACCAUCAAGAGAUCCAUCGUAUUCAAUGAUAUUUUCAAUGGCACCUUUGCGACACAAUCACUUGAUGCCUCUUGGUCCAAGAAUCCAAGCAAAGAAAAUUUCUAUUAUUAUUGGAAAUUGAGGAAUGAUACAACUUCGGAAGGAAGUGGAAAAACUCGAGAGAAUGUAUUGACCCAUACCUUCGAAAAUAUGGCUAGUGUGAGAACCUUUAAAGGAGUUGGUGUUUCUACUCAAUGUGAUAUCAUGAAAUUUGAUACUAACACGAAGAGUGAGAGCGUUUUCCUGUCAUCCGAGUUACUCCUCUCUAAUAACAUUGCCUGUUACACAUCCUUCUUGAUUCAAGCAGAGGAACGAUUUGUUUCUUUUGAGAUGGACGUAGAACAUGUUUGGCGUCACUCUAGUCUCAGCAGAUUUAUUGUUUUGGAUACUGUUACCAAGAAGGUCACUACUCUUUCAAAUCCUCAAGCUCCAAAGCAAACAAUUAUGAAAUGGUGUAACCCUUCUUAUGGAAAUUCAAAUCAAGUUGUUGCUGCAUUUGUACAAGAAAACAACAUUUUCAUUCACACAUUUGAUGCAGUAACUGGUGAAACCAAGGUUCUAAAACCAAUCACAACAGAUGGUUCUUUUGAAUUAAUUUUCAAUGGUGUUGCUGACUGGGUCUAUGAAGAAGAAGUUAUUGCAGGAGUUGAUACGUUCUUCUUCUCACCAGAUUGUUCAAAGAUAACCUAUCUCAAAUUGAAUGAUAGCCAAGUUCCAUUAGUUCAACUUCCUGAAUAUAUCAUUACCAAUACUAAUGCCGAAUAUUUAGAAGUAAGAAUUCCAACACCAGGUGAUCAUAAUCCAAUUCCAUCUGUUCAUGUAUACGAUUUGGGAAGUGAUGUCACCACUCAAGUGGACAUUGGUCAAACUCCAUAUCCUACCAAUAUUGAGGAUGAAAAUUAUGUCUAUGAUUUAAUGUGGGCAUCGAACACUCAAGUAGCUGUUGUACGUGUGAACAGACGUCAAAAUCAAAAAGAUAUUUUACUCGGUGAUGUGACACAAACCUCUGCACAAGGUAUAAUUCCAACUCGUAUUGUUCAUACUGUUAACACAGAUCGAUGGAUCCAAUAUGCGCAAGGUUCAAGUUACUUUAUUCCUCAAACUACUUAUUUCGUUGAUAUUGUUCCAUAUCUUGAUCAUUAUCAUCUUGCUCUUUUUGAUUAUUCCAAACCUACAAAUUAUACUUUUGUGAGAUAUUUGACAAGUGGAGAUUUCGAUGUCACUCAAGUCUAUCGAAUCUAUUCCCAAAAUAUUAACAAUAUAUAUUUCCAAACAACAGUUGAUUCAAAUGGAAUUCAGAGACAAAUUUAUGGUACCACUCUCGAUGGAAAGAUUACCUUGCUAAGCAAAAAUAGUUCAACCUCAGCAACAGAUGGUGGAUCUUACUUUGAUGCAUCAUUUAGCGUGAAUGGAAAUUAUGCAAUUUUGAAUUAUGGAGGUCCACAAUAUCCAUUCUCCACCUUGUACUCAGUAUCUUCACUCAUUGCUAAUGCUGCAAAUGCCGGAUACAAUGUUUCCGAGAAUUCAGGACUUAAACAAACAGUAGAAACUGAAUUGUUAAUGCCAAAGGUGAAGGUCACUCAAGUUCAAAACGACAAUGGAGACAAAUUGAAUGUUCUUUUCAUUUAUCCACCUCAAUGGAAUGGAGAAAAUGAUGUCAAGUAUCCUGUCGUUAUUUAUAGCUACAAUGGUCCAGGUUCACAACUUGUCAAUUAUAAUUGGAGAUCUAUGCACAACUCUUUCUCACUGUAUUUGGCCUCCAUUGGUUUUAUUGUAGCGACUGUAGAUGGUCGAGGAACGGGUUAUAGAGGAGUUAAUUUUAUGACUCAAACCUAUUUGAAUUUGGGUUAUUACGAAGUGAAGGAUCAAAUUGCUGUUGCCAAAUAUCUUAAGAGUUUGUCCUAUGUAGAUAGUGCAAAGAUUGCAAUAUGGGGUUGGUCCUACGGUGGUUAUCUUUCUUCCAAGACUCUAACAUUCUCUGAGAAUAACACCAAUACUGAAACUCUUCCAUUCAAGGCAGCUGUGAGCGUUGCCCCUGUGACAGAUUGGACAUACUAUGAUACUGCUUACACCGAACGAUACAUGUUAUGGCCAUCGGUGAAUCCUUCUGGAUACAAGAAAAGUAGUGUAUUGAAUCAAGUUCAAGAUCCAAAAUGCCCUCUAUUACCAACCAAGCUUUCCAAUGGAGAUGUUGCGCAAUCAUCGAAGAAAUUCUCCCUUGCUUUCGGAUCACGAGAUGAUAAUGUCCACCCAAUUAAUAGCUUUAAUUUAAUGUCCCUCUUACAAGACAAAUUGGUUCAGUUCGAUUUAAUGGUCUAUACCAAUAAGGACCACUCUAUUGACAACAGACGUCAUAUUUACAGAUACAUUACGGAUCAUUUGGUUGCAAAUAUCAAUAGUUGA
Molecule: messenger RNA, 2643 nt
Organism: Naegleria fowleri
Lineage: Eukaryota; Heterolobosea; Eutetramitea; Acrasida; Naegleriidae
Exons: 1
Coding region: 1-2643 (880 amino acids)
Biological process (GO): proteolysis
Molecular function (GO): serine-type peptidase activity; dipeptidyl-peptidase activity
Source: RefSeq, a predicted model, not a curated record